Molecule: messenger RNA, 1182 nt
Organism: Trypanosoma grayi
Lineage: Eukaryota; Euglenozoa; Kinetoplastea; Trypanosomatida; Trypanosomatidae
Product: flap endonuclease-1 (FEN-1)
Exons: 1
Coding region: 1-1182 (393 amino acids)
Molecular function (GO): 5'-flap endonuclease activity; 5'-3' exonuclease activity; DNA binding
Source: RefSeq, a predicted model, not a curated record
AUGGGGAUUCUAGGUCUUUCAAAGUUACUCUAUGAUCGCUCACCCACUGCCGUAAAGGAGCGCGAGCUAAAGUGCUACUUUGGCCGACGUAUCGCCAUUGAUGCUUCCAUGACGAUAUACCAGUUCCUCAUCGCCAUGAAGGGCUUUCAGGAUGGGCAGGGCGUGGAGCUGACCAACGAAUCGGGAGAAGUCACGUCACACCUGAACGGUCUCUUUGCCCGUACGCUGCGGAUGGUGGAUGAAGGCCUGAAGCCCAUCUAUGUCUUUGAUGGCAAGCCGCCCACAUUAAAGGCAUCAGAAUUAGAGAGCCGGCGCCAUCGCGCCGAGGAGGCACAGCAGCAGUUCGACAAGGCCAAGGAGGAGGGGGAUGAUGAGGCGAUGGAAAAAAUGAGCAAGCGGACGGUGCGGGUGUCGAAAGAACAGAUGGAGGAGGCCAAAAAAUUGCUGCAGCUGAUGGGCAUUCCCGUUGUGCAGGCGCCGUCUGAGGCGGAGGCGCAGUGUGCGGAGUUGGUGAAGAAGAACAAGGCGUGGGCUGUGGGCACGGAGGACAUGGAUGCCCUUACCUUCGGCUCCUCCAUCAUGCUGCGGCACCUGACGUACAGUGAGGCCAAGAAGCGUCCUAUCGCUGAGUAUCACCUUGAUGAGAUCCUGGAGGGUGCUGGGCUGACGAUGGAGCAGUUCAUUGACCUCUGCAUCCUACUAGGUUGUGAUUACGUACCUAAGAUCCCUGGCAUUGGUCCGCAGAAGGCGUGGGAGGGCAUCAAGAAGCACGGCAACAUCGAAGGGCUCCUCGCAUCCCUCGACACCGCCAAGCACCCGGUGCCGGAGGGGUUUCAUUACGAGGAGGCGCGCCAGUUUUUCCUCACCCCGGAGGUAACACCUGCAGAGGAGAUUGACAUUCAGUUCCGCGAACCAGACGAGGCGGGGCUCCUGCAGUAUCUAGUGGAGGAGAAGUUGUUCAACAGAGACCGCGUUGUGAAGGGGAUUCAGCGGCUCCGCGAUGCCCUGGUAAAGAAGUCCCAGGGCCGGCUAGAUCAGUACUUCACCUUCAGCAAGCCGGCGACGAAGCCCGCCGCCGCGGAGUCGACAGCCGGGGCGAAGAGGAGCCGCAGUGCCGUUGCCUUAUCGGGGACGCUCCUGCGCAAAGGGUCCGCUGGACACAAGCGAGCUGUGAAGAAAUAA